Messenger RNA from Eubalaena glacialis (North Atlantic right whale), 2537 nucleotides. It is a transcript of the gene PPTC7, whose product is annotated as protein phosphatase targeting COQ7. The transcript has 6 exons. Lineage: Eukaryota; Metazoa; Chordata; Mammalia; Artiodactyla; Balaenidae. Bases 267 to 1181 code for a protein of 304 amino acids. The record is from RefSeq and is a predicted model, not a curated record.
GAUGGCGGCGGCAGCGGUGGCUGCAGCCGGGACCCGAGUCGGGCUGAGGCGGAGGAGCCGCCGGUUCUGACCUCGCUCUGGCUUCAGUGCGCGCGGCGGAGCGUGUGCGAGGGCCCGCGCGUCGGACAGGGGCGGCGGCGACUGCGCGCCGCCUUGAGGAGCGUCCCGGCGGCGGCGCGGCUGCGGCUGAGGAGAGAGCCGGCUCCGGGCCUCCGCGUCCUUCUGCUCCCCGGGCCCCCCGCCUCCUCGGGGGGGCGGCGGCGGCGAUGUUCUCGGUCCUCUCGUACGGGCGACUGGUGGCCCGCGCCGUGCUCGGCGGCCUCUCGCAGACCGACCCCAGGGCCGGCGGCGGCGGCGGCGGCGACUACGGGCUCGUGACGGCCGGCUGCGGCUUCGGCAAGGACUUCCGUAAGGGCCUCCUUAAGAAGGGCGCGUGCUACGGGGACGAUGCGUGCUUCGUAGCCCGGCACCGCUCGGCAGACGUGCUCGGGGUCGCAGAUGGUGUAGGAGGAUGGAGAGACUAUGGAGUUGAUCCGUCUCAGUUCUCAGGGACUUUAAUGCGGACAUGUGAACGGUUAGUAAAAGAAGGACGGUUCGUCCCGAGUAAUCCCAUUGGAAUCCUCACCACAAGCUACUGUGAGUUGCUGCAAAAUAAAGUACCUUUGCUUGGUAGCAGUACUGCCUGCAUCGUGGUGCUGGACAGAACUAGCCACCGCUUACACACAGCAAACCUGGGCGACUCAGGCUUUCUGGUUGUCAGGGGUGGUGAAGUUGUGCACCGAUCAGAUGAACAGCAGCAUUACUUCAACACUCCGUUCCAGCUCUCAAUCGCACCCCCCGAAGCCGAGGGAGUCGUCUUGAGUGACAGCCCGGAUGCCGCUGAUAGCACAUCUUUUGAUGUCCAGUUAGGAGACAUUAUCCUGACGGCGACAGAUGGACUCUUUGACAACAUGCCUGAUUAUAUGAUCCUUCAGGAGCUAAAAAAGUUAAAGAAUUCAAAUUAUGAGAGUAUACAACAGACGGCAAGAAGCAUUGCUGAGCAAGCUCAUGAGCUGGCCUAUGACCCAAAUUAUAUGUCACCUUUUGCACAGUUUGCAUGUGACAAUGGAUUGAAUGUGAGAGGUGGAAAGCCAGAUGACAUCACCGUCCUUCUUUCAAUAGUGGCUGAGUAUACAGACUGACUCACCUAGGUGUCAACUCCUGCCUCUCCUUUCAUCAUCCCAAAUUCUCCCCUACCGUGUGUGCUGAUCCUGCUGGCAGGACCCUGUUUCUUUGCUACUGAUCUCAAUGGCCAGUGAUGUAAGCCUUUUGCCUGUCUUUUUGAGACCCCAUUGAGAUCUUUGUUGAGAACCACUACUGUCAUUCACUAGCUCAUAUCUGCCAGCAACAUUUGAAGAGAAUCAAGAUUUGAAGAUUGGCCUUCACUUCACAUUGUCUUUUCCAUGAUGGGAUGGAGGUUUUCAAAGCCAAAAUGUCUAUUACUUUUCAAAAACGGUUGAAGUAUUGAAAAUGAGUAAUAUUGGUAAAGUGAAUUCAAAAUUAGAAUGUGUUAAAGGGAUUUUAAAAGUCUAACACAAAUUGUAUGUUAUGUUACAUCUACUAGAAACAUACGUUAUUCAUCAAAACAUAUGUUACACGUGUACUAUACAGUCUGUGUUAUGAUUGGGUGUGGCUUUAUGUUUUCAUUAUAAACUCCUAUUUUUCAGGGGCUUAUAAUCUUGCUCUAAAACAUUGCUCUGGAUUACAAAAUCUUGAUCCGGGGAGCUUUUUUUUUGGUUACAAGUUGGAAGAAAAAUUCAGUUUAGUUCUAUGUAUGCAAAUGUUUCAUGGUUUUUAAAAGAUGCUUAAUUGUGCUCCUGUGAUGAAAGUUUCAGCAGUUUAUUGAUUACUGCAUAUCACAGGCUGGUGGCCUGAUCUGCAGGGGGGGUUGGGGAGACUCCUUACCAAAAAUUUUUAAUGGAAAUAUUAUUCAAGGUUAUAAAAUUCCUCAAAGCCUACAAAUUUAAUGUUACAGCUGAAAUUCCUCCCAGCUAUCUGAUAUGAUGCCCCUGUGUGGGAGCUUAAGGCCCACAGGCCUGAUGGGUUGAGAAUGGAACAGCUCUAACUUUGAAUUUUGUUGGCCUUUGAUGGUCACGCUAUACCCCUUGUCUCACUCUCAGACCUGUUGUUAGUAGCCUUGCUUUCUGUAGAGCAUGUACCAAAUUCAGGGAGUCCCUGUGGAAAGAGCACUGUGGGCAGUGGCACAAGAGUCCACGAGGAAAACUCCUAGUGAUGAUCUGACAUUUGCAUUUGCCCUACACAGAAAUUUAGGGGUUUCUGAAUCAAGCUUAAUGUUUACAGUUUCCGAAUAGCCAUCUUGCAGUGUAUAGUUUCCUUAUAAAAUUACCCCACAUUCAGUUUUUCCAUUAUCUGCAAGCUCAAACUUAUUUUUAAGGUUUGUGUACAAGUCGACUGCUGUAAAGAUAUAUAUUUUUGGGUCAGUUUUUUUCCUUCAUUAACUUCGUGGUAGAAAAAUAUAUAUACUUAGAAAUCCUUAA